Molecule: messenger RNA, 6507 nt
Organism: Peromyscus californicus insignis
Lineage: Eukaryota; Metazoa; Chordata; Mammalia; Rodentia; Cricetidae
Gene: Zeb1
Product: zinc finger E-box binding homeobox 1
Exons: 11
Coding region: 1381-4653 (1090 amino acids)
Biological process (GO): regulation of transcription by RNA polymerase II; anatomical structure development
Molecular function (GO): RNA polymerase II cis-regulatory region sequence-specific DNA binding; DNA-binding transcription factor activity, RNA polymerase II-specific
Source: RefSeq, a predicted model, not a curated record
GCCAGGGGAACACACUCCUCGGCCUGGCUGCAGAGUUUUUUGUUGUUGUUGGUCUUUUUGUUUUUGUUUUUUAAGAAAGAGGGAAAGCCACAGGCACCAGGAGAGAGCGCGACACUCCGACCUGUAUCGGUGGGUGCAUCGUGGGCUCUCCCAGCGUGGAGAGACGCAGGAGUUGCUAGAUGGUGCCUCUCUUAGGCGAGUGUGUGCUCUCGGCUCGCGGCGCGGACAGCCGUCUGCUCCUGGUCAUUGUCUGGACAGUCCCUGCGGCGGCGGCCGGGGGAUGCCCCCGCCCGGGUACCUGUGUGUGGUGAUGGGCGGCCACAGCCCUGUGCUGCUGCGGCCGCUGCUAUAUAAGGAAUUCCUCGUGCCUUUCGCACCCGGUGGCUCCGUGGGGCUCCCGCGGGGCGUUAAACGACGAGUUUUUAAGAAUGGGGGUUAAUAAAUGCGCCCCUGAUGGCAUCGAUGUGGCGUCCGGAGAACUAGGAAAUCCUGUUUAAGUGGCAACCCUGGCGCGCCCCCCGCGCCCCACCCCCGCCCGGUCUGUGUUGCUCCCUCCCCUCCGGGAUGCCAAACGCCAGGUUUUGUAACCUUUCCUGGCAAUUUUAGAUUUUGUGUGGGAUUUCCUGUCUAGAAGCAGAUACGAAGAUUUUAGGCUGUUCCAAAGAGGAUUCCUCUCGGUUGUAAACACAUUUUGAAUAUAUCUGAGCCUACAUUAAAAUCCCCGCUGCCAUGAAUGAUUUUCAGUUGUUCAGAUAGAUGUUGUGUUUCAGAGAAGCCUGUUCGUUCGGAGGGAAAGGUGUGUUGGGUAGCGUCAUUGUGGAGAGGGGACUGGUGGUGGCAAGGACCUGAGCACAGGCUACCGCAAUUGUAAUUUCCUGCUUCUAGCGUCAAAUAGUGUCUGUUCUACAUUGAGCUGUUGCCGCUAUCGCUGAUGUGGCUUUAUGAAAGUUUUCAGUUUAAAUUCUCAACUGGCAAUUGGCCGAAAAUUCCCAUCUGAAGAAGGGAGCACCCAAAUGCAUUUUGGUUACUGCCUACUCGGCAUAGGAAGGCACCAUCAAGAAUAAUGGAGAGACUAGCACCAAAAGGAAACCAAUGGAUAAUCUUAAACUUCCACCACAAGAAGACUGUAGAGGGCCCUCCCGCACCAAGAACCAUCUGCAGAUCUUUUUCAGUGUUCUUGGAGGUGGGCUGAGAGCUCGAUCACUGUGUGUCAGCCACCUUGUUCUCUAAAGUAAGAUCUGUAGCAACACUUGUCGAUAGUAAUGGACGCCACAUCCAUAGGGAGCAAGAUGAGCUGUUGGAGACCCUGUGGCUGUGCUAAUCUGCAGGCAUGACAGCUUGGCUGGCUGAUACUAGUUCUUUCACCGAACCAGGCUCAAGAUGAGCAUCUUGCUUUCAAUUACAAAUUAUAAUACUGUGGUAGAAGCAAACUCGGAUUCUGACGAUGAAGACAAACUCCAUAUUGUGGAGGAGGAAAGCAUCACAGAUGCGGCUGACUGUGAAGGUGGCGUGCCAGAGGGCGAGCUGCCAGCAGACCAGACAGUAUUACCAGGAGGCGGUGACAGGGACGGCGGGGCUGAGAACUGCUGGCAGGAUGACGUAAAAGAUGAUGAGUGCGACUCAGAUGCAGAAAAUGAGCAAAACCAUGAUCCUAAUGUGGAAGAGUUCCUGCAGCAACAAGACACAGCCAUCAUUUAUCCUGAGGCGCCUGAGGAGGACCAGCGGCAGGGCACGCCAGAAGCCAGCGGCCAAGAUGAAAACGGAACACCAGAUGCAUUUUCCCAGUUGCUCACCUGCCCGUAUUGUGACAGAGGCUACAAGCGCUUUACCUCUCUGAAAGAACACAUUAAGUACCGCCAUGAGAAGAACGAGGACAAUUUCAGCUGCUCCCUGUGCAGUUACACCUUUGCCUACAGGACCCAGCUUGAACGCCACAUGACAUCACAUAAGUCAGGAAGAGAGCAAAGACAUGUGACGCAGUCUGGGGGUAAUCGUAAAUUCAAGUGCACUGAAUGUGGAAAAGCUUUCAAAUACAAACACCACCUAAAAGAGCACUUACGGAUUCACAGUGGAGAGAAGCCAUAUGAAUGCCCAAACUGCAAGAAACGUUUUUCCCAUUCUGGUUCCUAUAGCUCACACAUAAGCAGUAAGAAGUGUAUUAGCUUGAUGCCUGUGAAUGGGAGGCCCAGAUCAGGACUCAAAACAUCACAGUGUUCCUCGCCAUCUCUUUCGGCAUCGCCAGGCAGCCCCACACGCCCACAGCUACGACAGAAGAUAGAGAAUAAACCCCUUCAAGAACCGCUUUCUGUAAACCAAAUCAAAACUGAACCUGUGGAUUAUGAGUUCAAACCCAUAGUGGUUGCUUCAGGAAUCAACUGUUCAACCCCUUUACAAAACGGGGUUUUCAGCGGUGGUGGCCAAUUGCAGGCAACCAGUUCUCCUCAGGGCGUGGUGCAAGCCGUUGUUCUGCCAACGGUUGGUUUGGUGUCUCCCAUAAGUAUCAAUUUAAGUGACAUUCAGAAUGUACUUAAAGUGGCGGUAGAUGGUAACGUAAUACGGCAAGUUUUGGAGAAUAAUCAAGCCAGUCUUGCAUCCAAAGAGCAAGAAGCAGUCAGUGCUUCAUCCAUCCAACAGGGUGGCCACUCUGUGAUUUCUGCCAUCAGUCUUCCUUUAGUUGAUCAAGAUGGAACAACCAAAAUUAUCAUCAACUACAGUCUUGAGCAGCCUAGCCAACUUCAGGUUGUUCCUCAGAAUUUAAAGAAAGAAAACCCAGCCCCUACAAACAGCUGCAAAAGUGAGAAGUUACCAGAAGAUCUCACUGUUAAGUCAGAGAAGGACAAAAGCUUUGAUGGGGCUGUGGACGAUAGCACUUGCCUUCUGUGUGAUGAUUGCCCAGGAGACCUCAAUGCACUUCCAGAACUAAAGCACUAUAACCCAGAGCACCCUGCCCAGCCUCCACCCCCUGCCCCAGAAGCCGAGAAGCCAGAGUCCUCUGCUUCAUCAGCCAGAGAUGGCGAUUUGUCUCCCAGUCAGCCACCUUUAAAGAACCUCCUGUCGCUCUUAAAAGCCUACUAUGCUCUGAACGCUCAGCCAAGCGCCGAAGAGCUCUCAAAGAUCGCCGAUUCUGUGAACUUACCACUAGAGGUAGUCAAAAAGUGGUUUGAAAAGAUGCAAGCUGGACAGAUUCCGGGCCAGUCUCCUGAACCACCUUCUCCAGAAACAGGCACAGUCAACAUCCCUGCAAAGAGCGAUGAACAGCCUCAACCUGCAGAUGGAAGUGAGCCCCAGGAAGACAGCACAAGUGGACAGAGUCCUCUCAAGAUGACUAGCUCCCCGGUUCUGCCAGUAGGAUCAGCCAUUAAUGGUUCCAGAAGUUGCACAUCAUCCCCUUCACCUCUAAACCUUUCCUCGGCCAGGAACCUGCAGGGUUACUCUGGCGUGGCAGACGGUGCCCAGGAGGAGCCCCAAGUAGAACCUCUUGACCUCUCACUACCAAAGCAACAGGGAGAGUUACUGGAAAGGUCGACUAUCAGUAGUGUUUACCAGAACAGUGUUUAUUCUGUCCAGGAAGAACCCUUGAACUUGUCUUGUGCAAAAAAGGAGCCACAAAAGGACAGCUGUGUUACAGACUCAGAACCAGUUGUAAAUGUAAUCCCACCAAGUGCCAACCCCAUAAAUAUUGCUAUUCCUACAGUCACUGCCCAGUUACCCACAAUCGUGGCCAUUGCCGACCAGAACAGUGUUCCCUGCUUACGUGCACUCGCUGCCAACAAGCAGACUAUUCUGAUUCCCCAGGUGGCUUAUACAUACUCGGCUACAGUCGGCCCUGCAAUGCAGGAACCACCGGUGAAGGUAAUCCAGCCAAACGGAAACCAGGAUGAAAGGCAAGACACUAGCUCAGAAGGAGUCUCCACCGUGGAGGACCAGAACGACUCUGACUCUACACCACCCAAAAAGAAAACUCGGAAGACAGAGAAUGGAAUGUAUGCGUGUGACCUGUGUGACAAGAUAUUUCAGAAGAGUAGCUCACUGUUGAGACACAAAUAUGAACACACAGGUAAAAGACCUCAUGAGUGUGGCAUCUGUAAAAAGGCAUUUAAACACAAACAUCAUCUGAUUGAACACAUGCGAUUACAUUCUGGAGAAAAGCCCUAUCAAUGUGACAAGUGUGGCAAGCGCUUCUCACACUCGGGAUCCUAUUCUCAGCACAUGAAUCACCGCUACUCCUACUGCAAGAGAGAGGCUGAAGAGAGAGGGAGCACGGAGCAGGAGCAGGAAGAGGCUGGACCGGAAGUCCUGAUGAGUGAGCAUGCUGGUGCCCAGGCAUCUCCCUCCCAGGCUGACUCAGAUGAGAGAGAAAGUUUGACAAGGGAAGAGGACGAAGACAGUGAAAAGGAGGAAGAGGAGGAGGAGGAUAAAGAGAUGGAAGAAUUGCAGGAAGAAAAGGAAUGUGAAAACCCACAGGGUGAGGAGGAAGAGGAGGAAGAGGAAGAGGAGGAAGAAGAGGAGGAAGUGGAUGAAGCUGAGCAUGAGGCAGCAGCCAAGACUGACGGUGCAAUGGAGGAUGGAGCUGCCCAGCAGGCAGGCAGCUUAGAACAGAAGGCGAACGAGAGUAGCGAGCGACUGUCGGAAGAGAAGACAAACGAAGCCUAGGAGUUCUAGAAGGAAAUUCUACUUGGUAAUGAAAUUUGCUCUAUAUUACCCACGCUUUUCAUGGAAACACGGCCCCUGUGCUGUGGUUCCUGCUCACUACUGUGUAAUGUCAGAACUGAAAAAAAAAACAAAAUACAAAAAAAAAAAAAAAAAAUCCGGGUGUGCCUGAACCUCAGACCUAGUAAUUUUUCAUGCAGUUUUCAAAGUUAGGAACAAGUUUGUAACAUGAAGCAGAUUAGAAAACGUCAAUGACUCAGAGAACAGAGGUUUCUUAGCAGGUUACAGGAAGCUGGAUGAGCAUCUGGCAUGUUAUCAGUAUUAUCACUCUUACGUUGGUUCAUUCUUAAGCUGUACAAUGGGAGAAAUUUUAUAAUUUUUUAUUGGUAAACAUAUGCUAAAUCCGCUUCAGUAUUUUAUUAUGUUUUUUUAAAAUGUGAGAACUUCUGCACUACAGAAUUCCCUUCACAGAGCAGUAGAAAGCAGUUCCAACCGUGCUGACUACCUGUUACCAAGUCAGUCAGGAGGUAGGACCUCUACGUUAGACGCCAUGUUGUCAUUUAACAUGUAUUGCUAGCCUUAAGGAAGCAGCCGAGAGAAGAACUGAAGUUUCUUACUCAUGUGAUUUGAAAUGGAGUUCAAAGGUUGUCGUUGAGUUCUGACUGCAGGGACGAACAGUGUGGAGGACGGCAGAGUCGGCAGAAUCAGUGUUGGUGAUUGUGUUUGCGUACGUGGGAGCAACUAUGAAGGAUCUCUAGGAAGCAAGCGUUGGGUCUCCUUUGGCCUUAAGCAAGACCUGUGUGCUGUAAGUGCCAUUCCCAGUAUUUCAAGGCUCUAACUGCCUUCAUUCAGUGUGUGGCCUACAAUAACUAGCAUUUGUUGAUUUGUUUGAUGUUUCAAAAUUCCCAAAUAAAACUCAAAACCACUGACUGUCAGAGAAACUGAAGCACUGGGACAUUUCAUACUUUGGUUCCUCAGUAUUCAUUUUACGUUGAUUGACUUUCAGAAAUCUCUACAGAAACAAAAGGGAAAUUCUCUAAACUACUUCAUCCAUGUACUUGCGUGUCAGACAUGGAUAAGCCAUUGGUAAUUUGGCUCACAACCGUUUCCAAAUGUUAGUUAUUACGGACCCAGUUGAUGAACAACAUUAGCUGAUUUUUACCUAUCAGUAUUAUUUUCUUUCUUUUAGUUUAUAGAUCUGUGCAACAUUUUGUACUGUACGUCUUCAAGCCUGGCAGUAUUAAUACCCUUCUUACUGACACGUACUUUUAGUUUUAGAAAACUUUUAUAUUUAUGUGUCUUAUUUUUAUAUUUCUUUAUUUAUUACACAGUGUAGUGUAUAAUACUGUAGUUUGUAUUAAUACAAUAAUAUAUUUUAGUAUGAAAUUUUGGAAAGUUGAUAAGAUUUAAAGUAGAGAUGCAAUUGGUUCUCGUGCAUUGGGAUUUGAUUUAACAGUGUUCUGUUAACAUUUAUACUCGCCUUGGGCUGUAGAGCAGAGUUUAAAUGGGAAUGUAUUAGUUUUACAACUACAAUCAAGUCAUCCUCCCUUUACCCGGUUUUUAAUAUGAAACUCUUACACUUUGAAAUUCACUGUGUGACUCAUAGCAUGACGCUCUGCAGUUCUUCUGUUAAGAGUUAGCCCCGCCAUAACUCAUCCCUUAGCAAGCCAAAUUAGAAUUGCCUUCUGUAAACAGUGUUGGGAACAAUGUUUAACAUGUUGUGCCAAUUUGUUCCUGUCUCCAUGUAUGUAAGCUACCGAUCCGACUCUUCCUUUUAAGUUCCUUGUUACACCAUGGUCAUUUUCUAGUUUUUUACCAGACUCCCCAGCUCACAAUAAAAUGCAUCAACAAGCCUGA